AUGUCAUCCUUAUUAAACCUGAGACCCUUGGCUAAAACUCUGAUCCGAUGUCAAAUCGGUGAUGGCACUUCUGCAAGUUUCUGGUUUGAUCGUUGGUCUCCUCUAGGACCUCUAAUCGAUCUGCUUGGGGACAAUGGUCCAGUCUUAUUGGGAAUCCCCAUCAAUGCUCAGGUUGUAGCUGCCACAAACUCUCACGGUUGGAGGCUCCCUUCUAGCAGAUCCAGGAAUCCGCUAGUUCUCAGCAUCCAAGAUCAUUUGCUCUCAGUCCCAGCCCCUUCUCUCUCUUAUGGCCCUGAUCAGUUUCUGUGGGAAGUAGAUAAUCGCUCUUUGAAUUCAUUUUCUACAAAGAAAACUUGGAAUCAGCUAAGACCCUCAAAGGAGCAACAAUUUUGGGCAAAAGCUGUCUGGUUCAAACACCAUGUGCCUAAACAUGCCUUCACUUUUUGGGUUGCAAAUCUGGAUAAGCUCCCAGUCCGCUCAAGGCUCCUGAGCUGGGGAAUGCAGAGGAAGUCUGGCAGCUUAUUUUGAGGAAGCUCGGUCAACCAGUUUGUUGCUUUGUAUCUUGGUCAACCUUAAUCACUU
Messenger RNA from Camelina sativa (false flax), 582 nucleotides. The record is from RefSeq and is a predicted model, not a curated record. Lineage: Eukaryota; Viridiplantae; Streptophyta; Magnoliopsida; Brassicales; Brassicaceae.